This is a messenger RNA of Echinops telfairi (small Madagascar hedgehog), 2310 nucleotides long. RefSeq names its product armadillo repeat containing X-linked 1 (gene ARMCX1). The coding region runs from base 613 to 1968 and encodes 451 amino acids. The record is from RefSeq and is a predicted model, not a curated record. The transcript has 5 exons. Gene Ontology annotation, cellular component: mitochondrion. NCBI's taxonomy places the organism in Eukaryota, Metazoa, Chordata, Mammalia, Afrosoricida, Tenrecidae.
CCCUGAAGGGAGAAGGCUGAUGACAACUGAGUCCUAACAAGCAGGGUAUGGUGAGGGACAAAACGGAAGAAUUCCUUUGACCAUUGGGACUUUGUCUUCAGAAAAGCAGGUUUGGGGAUUCUCGAGUGCUGGUCUGUCUGCGGAGCCCUCGGUCUUGGCCGAGACGCCUUCCUGUGGCUGUGGAUCUCGAGCCUGGAGGCCCAUCCGGGGCCGGCGGAAGCCUGGCAGCCAGAAGGAAAUUGUCCUGAACCAAGAAAGGGCUCCGAAGGUACAAAGCGGGGAAGGAAGUCGCUGGAAGGAGCGCCCAGAGGUGGAGGUUUGCUGGCGGCAGAAAGCCAGAUUUACCGGACGCUGUUCACCUGGAAGCAAGAAAGGGCAGAAAGAAGAACGUGCCUGGAUCAGUGCCGGUGGAUGCGAGCGCGCCACUGCACCGGGACAUCUGGAAGGGCAAGGGAGUAGUCCCUGACUGCUGUUGUUGUUAGGUCCUAUUUUAUCUGAAGCUACAACAGAGCCUGCGAGCGGUACUUAAAGACUCCUGCUUCUCCUCCUAACUCUUCCGGACCAGAGCAAGCCUACUCUACCUGUGUUUGGGAUCAGAGCCCCCUCUGUACCAUGGGCCGCACUCGGGAUGCUGGAUGUGUGGCUGCUGGAGUGGUGAUCGGGGCUGGUGCCUGCUACUGUGUAUAUAGACUGACCUGGGGAAGAGAUGAGAAUGAGAAAAUCUGGGAUGACGACGAGGAGUCUAGCGAUGGGGCAGAGACUGGGGUAGAGACUGAGAGAAGCGCUCAGGCCAACCCUGGGCCAGUGACUACAGCCAGAGUUGAAACUGACCCAGUGGUCAAGGCUGAGGUGGGCUCAGGAGUCAAGAGUGGUUCAGAUUUAAAGGUAGAGGCCUAUUCAGGGCCCCAGAGUGGGGGUGGCCUAGAGGCCAAGGCCAAGGCUCUUUUUAAGGUCCUGAAAGAACAAGCAAGUGCAAAGAUGGGCAGAGGGGGCAGGAUGAGUAUCAUCUCAGGGAACAGGACACUUGCACCCAGUUUACCCUGCCCAGGAGGCAGGGGUGGAGGCUGCCAUCCCACCAGGUCUAAAGCUGGGGGCAAAGCAAGUGGAAAAUCCAAGGGAAAGCCCAAAAGCAAGAGCACGAAGCCUCCAGCUGCAGCCUGUCCUGGCCGCAGGGUUAAAUUCAACUUUCCCUAUAAAAUUGAUGACCUUCUGGGCACUGCUGAACUUCAAAAAGUCCUUAACAUCCUGGAGCGAUCCAAUGACCCUUUUAUUCAAGAAGUUGCUUUGGUCACUCUGGGUAAUAAUGCAGCGUAUACAUUUAAUCAAAAUGCCAUUCGUGAAUUGGGUGGUGUCCCAAUUAUUGCAAAAAUGAUAAAAACGAAAGACCCUAUUAUUAGGGAAAAGGCUUACAAUGCCCUUAAUAAUUUGAGUGUGAUUGCUGAAAACCAGGGCAAGAUAAAGACGUAUAUUAGUCAAGUGUGUGAUGACACCGUGAUCUGUCGUUUGGAUUCAGCUGUGCAGAUGGCUGGACUCAGGCUGUUAACCAACAUGACGGUGACCAAUCAUUACCAACAUUUGCUCUCCUAUUCUUUUCCCGACUUUUUUGCUCUGUUAUUCCUGGGAAAUCACUUCACCAAGAUACAGAUUAUGAAACUAAUUAUAAACUUCACAGAAAACCCAGGCAUGAGAAAAGAACUGCUCGGUAGUAAAGUGCCAUCAGAACUGAUUUCCCUUUUUAAUAAAGAACAAGACAGAGAAACUCUCCUUAAUGUCCUUACCAUAUUUGAGAACAUAAAUGACAACAUAAAAAGUGAAGGGUUUGCAUCAUCCAAAAAAGAAUUCAGCAGAAAUUCACUUUUUUUCUUAUUCAAGGAAUCUGGGGUAUGUGUAAAGAAAAUUAAAGCUUUAGCCAAUCACACUGAUCUGGUGGUGAAAGUAAAAGUCUUAAAAGUAUUGACCAAACUCUAAUCGGAAGUUUGUCCCAAGCACUAGAGGUAAGUUUUUAGUUUCAAGUUAGGAACAAUCUAUUUUGUAAGUUCUUGGUUUUUCACCGUGCUCUGGGGCACAGGGAGCUUUGCAGCUGCCGUUUUGGAAUAAUGAAUAGCACCGAUCAGCGACAGUGAUGCUGGCUACGAAGAUUGCGUAUAGGCUGGACCGCUUGUUUGAAAGAUGCCAAAUGAAUAGCAGAGCUUGUACAAAGAAGUAAAUCAUUUAUUGAUUCAUUAUUGCAGAGAUAUUUUUACUCUUUACCUAAACGGAUGUAGAAUUACUUCUACAUCAUGAAUAAAGCUAUACUUCUGUAUUGGUUUA